Messenger RNA from Melitaea cinxia (Glanville fritillary), 408 nucleotides. Its product is annotated as histone-lysine N-methyltransferase SETMAR-like. The record is from RefSeq and is a predicted model, not a curated record. The coding region runs from base 1 to 408 and encodes 135 amino acids. Gene Ontology annotation, molecular function: nucleic acid binding. The transcript has a single exon. Lineage: Eukaryota; Metazoa; Arthropoda; Insecta; Lepidoptera; Nymphalidae.
AUGAGCAUUACUGCAGAUAUGUACUGUGAAGAAUUAAACACAAUAAUGGGGAAGCUCGCUCAUCUCCAACCAGCUUUAGUCAAUCGCUCGGCUCCGCUGCUCCUGCACGACAACGCGCAACCUCAUAUUGCACAGCAGACGGUCUCCAAGAUACAAGAGCUGGGGUUGGAAGUUCUCCGUCAUUCACCGUACUCACCAGAUCUUGCCCCUACAGACUUCGACUUUUUCCAGAAUUUAUAUAACUUUUUGGCGGGAAAAAAAAUCAAUACCCAAGAGGCAGUACAAAACGCCUUUGAAGAGUUUGUUGCCUCCCGUCCAGCAGAGUUUUUCAAGAAAGGCAUCAAUAAGUUACCACUACGUUGGCAAAAAUGUAUUGAAUCCAUGGGUAAUUACUUAAAAAAAAAAUAG